Molecule: messenger RNA, 1685 nt
Organism: Cherax quadricarinatus
Lineage: Eukaryota; Metazoa; Arthropoda; Malacostraca; Decapoda; Parastacidae
Gene: Rpt2
Product: 26S proteasome regulatory subunit Rpt2
Biological process (GO): proteasome-mediated ubiquitin-dependent protein catabolic process
Cellular component (GO): proteasome regulatory particle, base subcomplex
Molecular function (GO): ATP hydrolysis activity; ATP binding; proteasome-activating activity
Source: RefSeq, a predicted model, not a curated record
AUCUAAGGAAUUUUAAGUACGCUUUCAAUGUCAUUUAAGAAAAUAAUAAUCUGAGAGAUAUAAUAUAUAUUAACAAUAGAGAUAUAUGAUGUAUGGAGAGGCGGUGAAGUCGACGGUGUGUGCAGUUGUCAACACUAAGACAGUGGGUCAUUAUGGGUCAGAGCCAGAGUAAUAGUUCAGGGGGAGGUGGGCAGGGGGGAGAUGACAAAAAAGACAAGAAGAAGAAAUACGAGCCUCCAGUGCCCACCCGUGUUGGGAAGAAGAAGAGGAAGAUGAAAGGACCAGAUGCUGCUAACAAACUGCCUCUUGUAACACCACAUACUCGUUGCCGCCUCAAGAUGUUGAAACUUGAACGAAUCAAGGACUACCUUCUGAUGGAGGAGGAAUUUAUUCGUAACCAAGAAACUCUUAGGCCUCAAGAGGAGAAACAGGAGGAGGAAAGAAGCAAGGUUGAUGAUUUGAGAGGGACUCCCAUGAGUGUAGGAACCCUAGAAGAGAUUAUCGAUGAUAACCAUGCCAUCGUCUCAACAAGUGUGGGCUCAGAGCAUUAUGUCUCCAUCCUGUCCUUUGUUGAUAAAGAUCAGCUUGAGCCUGGGUGCUCUGUGUUGCUAAACCAUAAAGUACAUGCUGUUGUUGGAGUUUUGAGUGAUGACACAGAUCCUAUGGUUACAGUCAUGAAGCUAGAAAAGGCUCCUCAAGAAACAUAUGCAGAUAUUGGAGGUUUGGAUACACAAAUUCAAGAGAUAAAAGAAUCUGUAGAACUUCCCCUCACUCACCCGGAAUACUAUGAGGAGAUGGGUAUCAAACCUCCCAAGGGAGUCAUCCUUUAUGGCCAGCCAGGCACUGGAAAGACACUCUUAGCCAAGGCUGUGGCUAACCAAACCAGUGCUACUUUUCUUAGGGUUGUAGGUUCUGAACUUAUUCAAAAAUAUUUAGGUGAUGGUCCCAAAUUAGUUCGGGAGCUGUUCAGAGUUGCAGAAGAACAUGCUCCUAGUAUUGUUUUCAUUGAUGAGAUUGAUGCUAUAGGGACUAAGAGAUAUGAUUCCAAUUCUGGUGGUGAGAGAGAGAUUCAGCGUACCAUGUUGGAGCUCUUGAACCAGCUUGAUGGUUUUGAUUCUCGAGGUGAUGUCAAGGUAAUCAUGGCAACAAACCGUAUUGAAACUUUAGAUCCAGCUUUAAUCCGGCCGGGUAGAAUUGACAGAAAGAUAGAGUUCCCACUGCCUGAUGAGAAGACAAAGCGACGCAUCUUCCAGAUUCACACUUCACGCAUGACAUUAGCUGGAGAUGUUAACCUAGAUGAACUCAUAAUGGCCAAGGAUGACUUGUCAGGAGCUGAUAUUAAGGCAAUUUGCACAGAGGCUGGAUUGAUGGCAUUACGAGAACGACGAAUGAAAGUCACCAGUGAGGACUUCAAGAAAUCCAAAGAGAAUGUUUUGUAUAGAAAGAAGGAAGGAACACCAGAGGGAUUAUAUCUUUAGGUAUUCCUGAGAGGGUGGUCAGAUAAUCUUUCUCGGUUAAUGUUUAAUGUCUACUAAAUUAAAUAAUAUAGGUUUACCUCUUAGUGAUUUUAUAUAUUUUUAGUUCAGCAUUGUAUUAAAAACUUUAUUGAACUAAUUAUAUGCAACAAAAUAUGUUUUGAGGAAUCAUUUUUAGAAAAUGAAUGACAAAUAAAAUUGUGUUUAAAA